AUGCCACAUCAACAAGGAAAAGGAAAGAAAACAACAAAAAAGAGUAAGAAGAUAACAAAGAAAGAAGAAACAGAAGAAGAAAAAAUUAUUGAAUUAAAACCUAAAGAAUUAGUAAAGGAAGAAGAAAAAAGUGAAUUCUUACAAGCAAUUAAAAAAGAAGAAGACGGUAAGACUAUAGGAGAUAUUGAUAAUGACCAUAAAUUUUGGAAAUAUGAACCAGUAACAGGAACAGGUGUUAUUGUACCACAAAAAUAUAAUAACCCAAUUCAACCAGAUAUUCCAAUUGAAAAAGUACCAAAAGUACCAGCACCAUUACCAAAUGAAAAUAUGGAAUAUUGUAUUGUUAAUAUUGAUAAUGAAAAAGAAAUGGAAGAAGUAUAUAUAUUAUUAAAAGAAAAUUAUGUUGAAGAUGAUGACGCUACACUUAGAUUUGAUUAUCAAAAAGAAUUUAUAAAAUGGUGUUUAAAAGUACCAGGAUAUUAUCCUAGUUGGUUUGUAGGAAUUAGACAAAAAGAUAGUCAUGAACUAAUAGGAUUUAUUACAGGAGUUCCAAGUUCAAUAAAAAUUUAUGACCGUAUUGUUGAUGUUGCAGAAAUUAACUUUUUGUGUGUUAGAAAGGAUAUGAGAAAAUUUAAAUUAGCACCACAAUUAAUUAAAGAAGUUACUCGUCAAGUUCAUUUAACAGGACUAUUUCAAGCAGUUUAUACUUCUGGAACAGAAUUACCAAAUGUUGUUUGUACUACACAAUAUUUCCAUCGUCCAUUAAAUCCAAAAAAAUUAGAUGCUAUUGGGUUCUCAACCUGUAAUCAAAGACUAACACUUCAAAGAGCAUUAAAACUUUAUAAAUUACCAGAACAACCAAAUUCUAUUGGGUUCAGACAAAUGGAAGAAAAAGAUGUUGAUAUUGUCACAGAAAAACUUAAUAGAUUUUUACAUACUCAUUAUGACCUUACAGUAUUAUUUAGUAAAGAAAUGGUAGCACAUACUUUCCUUAGUAGAGAUGGUAUUAUUAAAAGUUAUGUUUUAGAACAAAAUGGAGUUAUAAAAGCAUUUGGAGCAUUUUACAUAUUACCCUCAUCUAUUCUUAAUUCAUAUGAAUAUUCAGAGUUAUAUAUUGCUUAUCAAUAUUACUACUUCUAUGACAAAGAUGUUGAUUUUAAACAAUUCUUUAAAGAUAUUUUAAUUUGUGCCGUUCAAAACCAUUGCGAUGUCUUUAAUUGUUUAAAUAUUUCAGAAAAUCAACAAUAUCUUGCUGAUUUAUUAUUUGUUCCUGGUGAUGGAUAUUUGAAAUAUUAUCUUUAUAAUUGGGCUUGUCCAAAGGUUGAACCAAACAAAUUAGCAAUUAUUUUGCAAUAA
Messenger RNA from Entamoeba histolytica HM-1:IMSS, 1356 nucleotides. RefSeq names its product glycylpeptide N-tetradecanoyltransferase, putative. Bases 1 to 1356 code for a protein of 451 amino acids. NCBI's taxonomy places the organism in Eukaryota, Evosea, Mastigamoebida, Endamoebidae. The transcript has a single exon. Gene Ontology annotation, molecular function: glycylpeptide N-tetradecanoyltransferase activity. Gene Ontology annotation, biological process: N-terminal peptidyl-glycine N-myristoylation. The record is from RefSeq and is a predicted model, not a curated record. Gene Ontology annotation, cellular component: cytoplasm.